Messenger RNA from Urocitellus parryii (Arctic ground squirrel), 2771 nucleotides. It is a transcript of the gene Gpr146, whose product is annotated as G protein-coupled receptor 146. The record is from RefSeq and is a predicted model, not a curated record. Gene Ontology annotation, molecular function: G protein-coupled receptor activity. NCBI's taxonomy places the organism in Eukaryota, Metazoa, Chordata, Mammalia, Rodentia, Sciuridae. Gene Ontology annotation, biological process: G protein-coupled receptor signaling pathway. Gene Ontology annotation, cellular component: membrane.
GGGCCGGGACGGCGUGCGCGCCGCGAGCAGCGCUGCUCUUCUGGUCCGGAGCUGCCAGCCUGCCUGCGGCCAGUGCGCGGGCCAUCGCCCAGCAAGCGGUAGCUGCCUCGGCCUUGCCAUGCUGCGUGCCGCCGGUGUCUGGAAUCCACGCCACCAAGGAACGCGGGACACGAGAUAAAGAGACGCAGAGCCUGGUGAGGCUGCCAUGUGGAGCUGCGGCCUGCUCAAUGGCACGGGUCAGGGCGAGGAGCAGCUGUGCCAGGAUCUGCGCCUAGGGCUGUGGGUCCUCUCGCUGCUCCAUCUGGUGGCGGGUGUCCCCGUUGGCCUGGGCUACAAUGCCCUGCUGGUGCUGGCCAACCUGAGCAACAAGAGCAGCAUGACCAUGCCGGACGUGUACUUUGUGAACAUGGCUGUCGCGGGCCUGGUGCUCACGGCCCUGGCCCCCGUGCACCUGCUGGGUUCCCCCUACUCCAGGUGGGCACUGUGGAGCCUUAGCAGUGAGGCCCACGUGACUCUGCUGAUCCUGUUCAAUGUGGCCUCCCUGGUAACCAUGUACUCCACUGCCCUGCUCAGCCUCGAUUACUACAUUGAGCGGGCCCUGCCGCGCACCUACAUGGCCAGCGUCUACAACACGCGGCACGUGUGUGGCUUUGUCUGGGGUGGGGCACUGCUGACCAGCUUCUCCUCCCUGCUCUUCUACAUCUGCAGCCAUGUGUCCUCCCGGAUCACGGAGUGUGCCAAGAUGCAGAACACAGAGGCUGCAGAUACCCUCCUGGUGCUCAUUGGCUACAUAGUGCCGGGCCUGGCUGUGCUGUAUGCACUGGUGCUCAUUUCACGGAUCCGGAAGGAGGACACACCUCUGGACCAGGAAGCAGGCAGGUUGGACCCCUCCGUGCACAGGCUUCUGGUAGCCACCGUGUGCACGCAGUUUGGGCUCUGGACGCCAUACUAUCUGAGCCUCCUGGGGCACAUGGUACUGGUCUCACGAGGGAGGCCUGUGGAUGGGCACUACCUGGGGAUCCUGCACUUUGCUAAGGAUUUAUCCAAGUUCUUGGCCUUCUUGAGCAGCUCUGUGACACCACUUCUCUACCGCUACAUCAACAAAAACUUUCCCAGCAAACUCCGGCGGCUGAUAAAGAAAAUGCACUGUGGGCAGCGGCGCUGCUCGCUGGACCCCGCAGGAGUACAGCAGGUGAUGGCUCAGGCCUAGGAAGAGGGUGCCCCAGGCCCAGUCCUGGGGCCCAGAGCCAGCCACGGACACUUGGGAGGCUCCACUUCCUCCCUCCCUGCUCUCUCAGCCUGGGAGAUGAGCUGCUCAGAGGAAACUGAAGUUCAACCGAACGCACAGCACUUUGUUACCUGGAAUGCCGGGCACUUUCUUCCCCAGAAAGAGAUGCACUGACGCAGGAAUGGCACAGGGGGUUUUUCUCAAAAAGACCAACCCUGGGCCAAGGCCAUGCUGUGGAAAGCAACAGGGGCCCUGUGUGAAGAACAGGCGCCUCUCAGCUAACCUCUUGGCCUUCCGACCUUGUGCACCUGUCCUGAAGAUGCAGGUCAUGUCCUCACUCAGCUGACCUGCAGCCUUGACAUCGAGCUUUUCUCAAACGUGAUGAGAACCUGAAGGCAGGGUUCACACACCUCCCUUUUUAUAUAAAAAGAUGUUUCAUAGAAAAUGCCAAGUUAUCAAGAUGAAGGAAACAAUGCAAGGAAAUGCAGACACUCGGCACAAGGACGGCACUCAGGACGCCUGCCAGGCACACUGAGGCUGCGCAGGAGUCACCGAAGGUGUCAGAUGUGGCUGGUUUGAAYGGGGACAAGUCAGGAGGGCUGGGCUGCCGGAUGCUCCUGCCCCCACCGAUAACAGCAGCUUAGUGUUUUCAGGAUAGAUCUGUCCUUCCAAUCAACUCCCCAAAGUGUGCACAAAAUGAAAUAUAAAUAAACCGAAGGAAGAAAACACUAUUAGGAUUUCUCACAACAGCAAAGCUGACGGGCCUUCCUGAGGCAGAGAACUGGGCACCAGUAGAAGUGCCAGCAAGGCACAGAAGGGCAUGAAGCUGGGCUCCCCACAGUGAUCAGGGACUGUAAAGUGGCCCUGAUCAGUCUGCUUCGGGCAGAGCUGCACAGGAAUGUCAGCCUUGGGGCAAUGCAGGUGAGGCAUCCGCCCCCCAGGCCAAGCCCAGAGGUGUCUACAGCCCGGCCAGUCACGCGUCAACCUCACGUGGACCUUUUGUCUUCACACUUACUAGACGUCUACUUUAAAACGUGGGUGUGGGAAGAACCUCCGCUGCAUCCUCCAUGUGCCCCGAUUCCAGUUCUCUAGGCUGGAAUUACAGGCCCACAGCCACCUAAUCCCCAAAUCUAAAACCCAGGAGGCUCUGCAAACAGGACAGUUUCCCUCAGGUGAUUCCUUGCAGGGGUGCAGGGUGGUGGGGCUGUCCUGACCACCCCUACUUCUGCAGAAACACUGGCAUGAUGUGGGGUGCUGCGCUAGCCCCUGCAUUCUCUCUGACCACCUGGGAACACCUGCCCAAAGGCCAUGGCGCCGGGCUGUACUGCAUGGCCUUCGUGUGUGGGCCUCAAGCGCCUGCUGUGGUCUGUAGGGAAAUUCAGCUGAGAGGUAGCUGCUUAGUUUUAUUUAUUACACACAAAGUACAUCUCCUCAAAUUGGGACCUGCUCAAGUUAGUUUGCCUUGUGAAGAAUCACGGAAAGGGCUGGGGUGGCGGCUCAGUGGUAGAGCACCCACCCAGCGUGUGUGAGGCCCUGGGUUCGA